AUGCCUUCUGUCUUGCUGUUAUACAGCUCGAAGGGAAAGGAGUGCGGAAAUUCAUCAACUUCUGAAAGGUUGAGGAAACUUUUAAACCAUGCAGGAAUCGGAUGCACAUGUAAACAAAUCGCUGACUUUACUGGUGCACCAUCACUAAACAAUUACCUCCAAGGAAAUCAUUUUAAUUGUGUUAUUGGCAUUCAUGCUUAUCGAACUGGCAAUUUGUUGAUUAGCUGCUGCCUACCAUAUGCCAUAGUUUUUGCAGGUACUGACCUGAACACGCACAUUCACGAUGCUAAGAAAAUGCCUAUUAUCACUGAAGCCGUUCUUGGGGCUAGAUACUUAAUUGCGUUUACCCGCUCUCAUUUUAAUCUAGCUAUGGCUCAAUGGGUGUUGUUACAAACCCACAAAAUACGUUUUCUUUUAAAGCCCAUUUACAAGAGAAAUUGGACUAUCUUUCUAUUAGUUGCUGGCAUACGACCAAUAAAAGAUCCUCUAUUCUUAGCUGAUGCUGUUUCAGAAUGGCAUCGGAAAGAUCCGUCAAUUUAUCUCGUUAUAAUAGGACCUGAGGCUAUGAAUCUCGGUACCCCAGUAAUUGCUCGAAGAAAUGCGGGAAAUUGCGAAAUUGUUGAUCAUCUUAAAACAGGGUUAUUAUUUAAUACACCAGAGGAAUUUAUAGGUUUAGCAAAAUAUCUAUUGUCUUCACAUCAACUAAGAGAUGCUUUAGUCAGACACGCUGUUAAUUAUGUUGAAGCAGAGCAUUCUUUAUCCGAAGAGAUGGAGACUUACUGUAAUAUCGUUCAUACUAUAUCCGGUAAAGGCUUAUAG
This is a messenger RNA of Trichoplax adhaerens, 819 nucleotides long. RefSeq lists its product as uncharacterized. The transcript is spliced from 9 exons. NCBI's taxonomy places the organism in Eukaryota, Metazoa, Placozoa, Uniplacotomia, Trichoplacea, Trichoplacidae. The coding region runs from base 1 to 819 and encodes 272 amino acids. The record is from RefSeq and is a predicted model, not a curated record.